AUGAAGAACCAAGGAGAUACCAUCAAGAAGCUUGAAUCUCAAGUAGGAUACCUCUUUCAGCAAAUUCCUAAGCCUACUGAUAGUUUUCUAAGUGAUUCUGAGAAGAAUCCAAGAAGAGAUACCAAGAAGGUAAGAUGGGAGGAAUGCAAAGCAAUCACUCUAAGAGAUGAAGAGAUUUUGGAGGAAGAAUUUAGCAAGCCAUCAGAGCACACUCAGGGAAUUUCAAAGGAAAAACUGGAAGAGAAGGAACAAGGAAUAAACUCUGCACAAAUGAAGGAACCAAUGGAGAAGGAAAUCUUGAGCCCCUAUGUACCAAAAGCACCAUUCCCUCAGAGACUCAAGGGUGGUGAAAAAGAGAAGUCAUACUCAAGGUUCCUAGAUAUGUUUACAUCUCUUCAUAUCAACAUUUCUUUCAUUGAAGCCCUCCAACAGAUGCCUUCGUAUAUCAAAUGCAUGAAGGAGUUGCUAACCAAGAAAAGCCCAUUGAAGGGUGGGAAAACAGUAGUAAUGAAUAAAGAAUGCAGUGCUCUUAUCAAGAAAGAGUUACCCUCAAAGAAGAAGGAUCCAGGGAGUUUUCACAUCCCUUGUGCUAUAGGAGACACAAUGAUUGAUAGCGGAUUUUGUGAUCUAGGAACAAGCAUAAAUUUAAUGCCUUUAUCUCUCAUGAGGAAGCUGCAAAUCAAUGAGUUGAAAUCUACAAACAUAAUUCUGUAA
Messenger RNA from Arachis stenosperma, 714 nucleotides. RefSeq lists its product as uncharacterized. The coding region runs from base 1 to 714 and encodes 237 amino acids. The record is from RefSeq and is a predicted model, not a curated record. NCBI's taxonomy places the organism in Eukaryota, Viridiplantae, Streptophyta, Magnoliopsida, Fabales, Fabaceae. The transcript has a single exon.